Messenger RNA from Hyalella azteca, 11646 nucleotides. RefSeq names its product spectrin beta chain (gene beta-Spec). Gene Ontology annotation, biological process: neuron development; actin cytoskeleton organization. Gene Ontology annotation, cellular component: cell projection; cell junction; spectrin. Lineage: Eukaryota; Metazoa; Arthropoda; Malacostraca; Amphipoda; Hyalellidae. The record is from RefSeq and is a predicted model, not a curated record. Gene Ontology annotation, molecular function: structural constituent of cytoskeleton; actin filament binding; phospholipid binding. Bases 812 to 8029 code for a protein of 2405 amino acids. The transcript is spliced from 18 exons.
CACGGCUGCGCUCCCCAUUUUAUGACUGAAUAUAAGCUCCAGGCAAUAAGUCCAGCAGCUAUUUCAAACAAUCGUUAGUUAAGGAAAUAUCGGGUUCAGAAGGCCGGAUCCCUUGUGGAAUCAAGUCAGGAAAGUACCAGGAAUGGGCAACAGUCAAUGGGCCUAAUUCUUCAGGGCCGACAAUUCUAUUCUAUUCUAUAAAAUCUCAACUGCCUAUUCUUGAAUUUACUUUUCCCUUUUGCCCAAUGGUAAUUGAAUGUAGCCAGUUAAGUGCCUUCAGAUGCACCUGUAAAUGAAUGAUAGAUUGCUCCCGGCCCGAGUCUUAUCGAGUUCAAAUCAUGUAUUAGUAAAAAACAGGUUUUUAUCAUCAAAGUAAAAUUUUCCGUCGGAAAAUACCGCAGAUAAACUGUCGUACACUUUACAUUUAUUUUCUUAAAAUUGUGUAUGUACAAAUGCUUGAAGACCCUUAGAAUUCGAAUAAAGUUAUUUAAAAUCAUUAAAAUUACAGCGAGGAUAUCAUGAAAUAAUACAUUUACUUUUCUUCAUGCCUGAUGAGGGAAGUUCAUCAACCGGGAACUAGUUUGUGCGUGCGGUGCUAUAGGUAGUUGUGCGGUCGAGCAGGAACAACACACUCAAAGGGGUGGCAGAGGACAGUGUUGAACUAAACGGUGUCGAGUGAGGUGUGUGUGCCAGUGAUUCGUGCUGUCGAUGCAAUAUUUUGGAUUCUGGGAAGUUAUUUUACUUCCUGUUCAUCGGUGAUUCGAAUUUUUAAAAAGAGCAUCUAUCGAGAGGCGGCUGAGGCACCGCCAAGAUGACCACGGACAUUUGUAUAGGCGAGCGCUGGGAGCCGCUCAAGCAGGACGAGCUCAUUGAGGAGUACGAUGGCGGCAACUCUUCCUCCAGACUCUUCGAGAGGAGCAGGAUUAAGGCGCUGGCAGAUGAGCGAGAGAGCGUGCAGAAGAAGACCUUCAUGAAGUGGGUGAACUCUCACCUCAUCAGAGUGAACUCGAGGAUAGGCGACCUCUACAUCGACUUACGUGACGGCAAGCAGCUCAUCAAGCUCCUCGAGAUACUCUCCGGCGAGAGGCUGCCUCGCCCCACGAAAGGCAACAUGCGCAUCCACUGUUUGGAGAACGUGGACAAGGCGCUACAGUUCCUGCGGGACCAGCGCGUGCACUUGGAGAACAUGGGAUCCCACGACAUCGUGGACGGCAACGCCUGCCUCACACUUGGUCUCAUCUGGACCAUUAUUUUACGCUUCCAAAUUCAGGACAUCACCAUUGAGGAGAGCGAGAACAAGGAGACCAAGAGUGCGAAAGACGCGCUGCUUCUCUGGUGUCAGAUGAAGACUGCUGGCUACCACAAUGUCAAUAUCAGGAACUUUACUACGUCCUGGAGAGAUGGUCUUGCUUUCAAUGCUAUCAUUCACAAACACCGGCCUGAUCUCAUCAAUUACGAGAAACUGACUCGUUCAAACGCCAUGGGUAACCUCAACAACGCCUUCAAUGUGGCAGAGUCUAAGCUAGGCAUCACCAAACUUCUCGAUGCUGAGGAUGUUUUCGUGGAGCUUCCAGAUGAAAAGUCCAUCAUCACGUACGUCGUUACUUUCUAUCACUACUUCUCCAAGAUGAAGCAGGAGACUGUACAAGGCAAGCGUAUCGGCAAGGUUGUUGGUAUUGCCAUGGAGAAUGACCGCAUGAUCCACGAAUACGAAACUCUGACUUCUGAGCUCCUGAAAUGGAUCGAAAUGACCAUCGAGUCUUUGAACGACCGCCAGUUCAUCAACUCAUUAGUUGGUGUUCAACAGCAGUUGGGUCAGUUCAACGCCUACCGAACAAUCGAAAAGCCUCCUAAAUUUGUUGAGAAGGGCAACUUGGAAAUACUUCUCUUCACUCUGCAGUCGCACAUGCGUGCCAACAACCAGCGCCCGUACCUCCCUCAAGAAGGCCGUCUCAUCAGUGACAUCAACAAGGCCUGGGAGUUGCUGGAGAAGGCCGAGCAUGGCCGUGAGUUGGCUUUGAGGGAAGAACUUAUUCGUCAGGAAAAACUAGAGCAACUUGCCGCCAGGUUUGAUCGCAAGGCUGGCAUGAGAGAAACCUGGCUCUCUGAAAACCAACGCCUUGUAUCACAGGACAACUUCGGUUUUGAUUUGGCUGCUGUCGAAGCUGCUGCCAAGAAACACGAGGCUAUUGAGACAGACAUCUUCGCUUAUGAAGAACGCGUCCAAGCUGUUGUUGGUGUUGCCAAGGAACUUGAGGCUGAGAACUACCAUGAUGUCGCUCGCAUCAACGCAAGGCGUGACAACGUUCUGCGUUUGUGGAAUUAUCUUCUGGAACUGCUGCGACUGCGUCGCAUGCGACUGGAACUUUCUCUGCAACUGCAGCAGAACUUCCAAGAGAUGCUCUACAUCUUGGACAGCAUGGAGGAAAUGAAGUCUCGCUUGUUGAGCGAAGACUACGGCAAACAUCUGAUGGGUGUGCAAGACUUGCUUCAGAAACACUCGCUGUUGGAAGCCGACAUCAAUGUUCUGGGUGAACGUGUGAAGACAGUGAUGGAGCACAGCCAGCGCUUCCUGGACAUAGGCGACGUUGCUGAUGGCGAAGAACCGCCCUAUAGAGCUUGUGAACCUCAACUGGUUCUUGAACGAGUGCAGCAGCUCGAGGAUGCGUAUGCUGAACUCGUCAAGCUCGCUGUUGAACGUCGAGCUCGUUUGGAAGAGUCGCGUCAGCUGUGGCAGUUCUACUGGGACAUGGCUGAAGAAGAGAAUUACAUCAAGGAGAAGGAGAACAUUCUUUCGUCGCCCGAUAUUGGCCACGAUCUUAAUACGGUCAACAUGCUGCAAACCAAGCAGAAGACCAUCAAUGAAGAACUCAAAUCGCACGAGGUGCAGCUGAAGGCUGUUAUUGAUAGCGGCGAGGCUCUCAUAAAAUCGGGCCACUUUGGGUCCAGCAAUAUCCGUGAACGCAUUGAAGAAAUCCAGACGAUGUGGAAACAUCUAUGUGAGAAAUCAGAGGCCAGACAGAACCGUCUUGCUGAUGGUGUUGCUCUCCAUCUAUUCUUGUCAGAAGCCGACGACGUUGAUACCUGGAUGUUAGACGUACUGCGUCUAGUCAGCAGCGAAGACGUUGGUAGUGAUGAAUCCACAGUCCAGUCAUUGCUGAAGAAACAUAAGAACGUCACGGAUGAAGUCAAGGACUAUGCCAUGAACAUUGAGGCUCUUCACCAACAGGCUGCUAAGUUGCAUGACGAUGACCAAUCUAGUCCCGUGGUAGUGGACAGGCUCGCUUCCAUUGACCGCCGCUACCAAGAACUCCUCGAGCUGGCGAGAGACCGGAAACAGCGUCUGCUCGAUGCUCUAUCGCUGUAUAAACUUGCCACCGAAGCUGCUGGUGUUGAGCAAUGGGUGGGCGAGAAGGAGCGCAUGUUAGAAACUAUGGUUCCUGCACGCGAUAUCGAGGACUGCGAGGUCAUGAAGCACAGAUACCAAGGCUUCGACCAGGAAAUGAACGCAAAUGCCGGCAGAGUGGCGGUCGUAAACCAACUCGCUCGUCAACUGCUUCAUGUGGAUCAUCCGAACAGGGAAGAUAUCAUACAGACUCAGAAUCAGCUCAACCAAAAGUGGGCGGCACUGCGCGACAAGGCUGAGAACAAAAGAGAAGAGCUCAACUCGGCUCAUGGUGUGCAGACCUUCCACAUUGAGUGCCGCGAGACAGUGCUAUGGAUCGAGGACAAGAAACGCGUCCUGCUUGAGACUGCAGAUCUUGGCACUGAUCUCAGUGGCAUCAUGACCCUGCAGAGACGAUUGUCUGGCAUGGAACGCGACCUUGCCGCUAUCCAAGCCAAGCUUGAUGCCCUUGAACGUGAAGCUGACAAGAUUAGUUCAGAACAUCCCGAGGAGGCUGAACUUAUUCGCCAACGCAUCACUCAGAUCAGAGAGGUCUGGGAUCAGCUCACUCAGCUCCUCAAGGAGCGCGAUGCCAAGCUCGAGGAAGCUGGUGAUCUUCACCGCUUCUUGCGUGACUUGGACCACUUCCAGGCAUGGCUGACCAAGACCAUGACCGACGUAGCCUCUGAGGACAUUCCAUCAAAUCUCGCCGAGGCUGAGAAGCUACUUAACCAGCACCAGAGCAUCAAGGAAGAGAUUGAUAACUACCGAGAUGACUACACUAAGAUGAUGGUUUAUGGUGAGCGUAUCACUGCUGAAGAUGUCACUCCUGCUGACGACGCUCAAUACAUGUUCUUGCGAGAGCGACUCAAGGCUCUUAAGGAUGGAUGGGCUGAGCUUCAUCAAAUGUGGGAGAACCGUCAACUGCUCCUCUCAGACUCCCUCAACUUGCAGAUGUUCAAUCGUGACGCCAAGCAAGGCGAGGUUGUUCUCAAUCAACAGGAACAUUACCUCAGCAAAGACGAAACUCCUGCCAAUCUUGAACAGGCUGAGAACCUCAUCAAACGUCACGAAGCUUUCCUCACGACAAUGGAAGCAAACGACGAGAAGCUCAAUGCCAUUUGUCAGUUUGGAGACAAGCUUGUCAAAGACAACCACUUUGCCGCCGACAAAGUCCAGAAGAAGGCUGAAAAUAUUGAUGAGCGGCGAGCCGCUAAUCGCGAGCAUGCCAUGCAGCUUAUGGAUCGUCUCCGUGACCAGUUGCAAGUUCAUCAAUUCCUGCAGGAUUGUGAGGAGCUCAACGAUUGGGUUCAGGAGAAACACAUCAUUGCUCAGGAUGAAAGUUAUCGGUCCGCUAAGACGGUCCACAGCAAGUGGACCCGCCACCAAGCCUUUGAAGCUGAAAUUGCUAGCAACAAGGACAGAUUAUUGAGAGUCCAGCACGCUGGCCUUGAGCUUCUGAAAGAAAAGCCUGAGAUGGCUGAGCUUAUUGGACCGAAGAUCGACGAACUUUCCCAACAUUUCGAAGCUCUCGAAACGACUACGAAAGAAAAGGGUGAGAGGCUCUUUGAUGCCAAUAGAAAGGUUCUCUACGAACAGAGUUGUGAUGAUAUUGACUCCUGGAUGUCAGAUCUGGAGAAACAAAUUGAGAAAGAUACAGGUGGUGAUCUUACUUCAGUUAAUAUUUUGAUGCAGCGGCAACAGAUGAUUGAGACACAGAUGGCUGUUAAGGCUAAGCAGGUGGAACAACUAGAAGGACAGGCUGAAUACCUGCAGCAGAUGACACCAGAAAAGGCCGAUGAAAUUAAACAGAUGAAAUCCAAAGUUGAACAAAAAUUCGAAUCACUCAAAGGUCCUCUGUUGGACCGACAGAAAGAACUUGCCAAGAAAAAGGAAGCUUUCCAGUUUGCUCGCGAUAUCGAGGAUGAGAAGCUAUGGAUUGCCGAAAAGAUGCCUUUGGCGACCAGCACCGACUAUGGCAACUCGCUCUUCACUGUACACACCCUCAACAAGAAGCUGCAAUCUCUCAGCACCGAAGUCGAUAACCACGAACCUCGAAUCGACCUUGUGUGUUCCAACGGUCAGAAACUCAUCGAUGAAGGUCAUGUUGACUCUGAUGAAUUCAGAAGAUUGCUUGGAGAACUGCAAGAAGCCUGGGCUACACUCAAAGAAGCCAUUGACCACCGACGCCAGAAACUUCUCGUGUCCGAGAAGGCUCAACAAUAUCUGUUUGAUGCUGGCGAGGCGGAGGUAUGGAUGAGCGAACAGGAGCUUUACAUGAUGGUUGAGGACCGCGGCAAAGAUGAGAUCAGUGCACAGAAUCUCAUGAAGAAGCACCAGGGACUCGAAGCUGCUGUUGACGACUACGCCGAGACCAUUCGACAGCUUGGAGAAACUGCGCGUCAUCUCAUCAAUGAGGGGCAUCCUGAAAGUGAGCAGAUCAGCAUCCGGCAGUCACAGAUCGACAAACUGUAUGCCGGUCUGCGCGACCUGUCCGUUGAGCGGCGCAGUCGUCUGGAUGAAGCGCUCAAGCUCUUCAUGCUCAACCGCGAGGUGGACGACCUGGAGCAAUGGAUCGCUGAGAGGGAAGUCGUCGCUGGCUCCCAUGAACUUGGUCAAGAUUAUGAUCACGUCAUGAUGCUUCGCGAGCGUUUCCGAGAGUUCGCCCGCGCGACAGAGGCGACGGGCGUGGAGCGCGUGGCUGCCGUCAACGAGAUCGCCGACCAGCUCAUCAGUGCCGGCCACAGCGACGCUGCCACCAUCGCCCACUGGAAGGACGUCCUCAACGAGUCCUGGGCCGACCUCCUCGAACUCAUUGACACUCGGACCCAAAUGCUGUCUGCUUCCUGGGAACUGCACAAGUUCUUCCACGACUGCAAGGACGUUUUGUCGCGCAUCCUCGAGAAGCAGAACAGCAUCAGCGACGAGCUGGGACGUGACGCUGGUUCUGUCUCCGCCCUGCAGCGCAAGCAUCAGAACUUCGUGCAAGACCUCGUCAUGCUUCACACGCAAGUGCAGCAAAUCCAGGAGGACUCCGGCAAACUGCAGGCGGCGUAUGCAGGGGACAAAGCGCGCGAGAUCACGAGCAGAGAAGCGGAGGUCGUGUCGGCAUGGCUCGGCCUGCAGGGAAUGUGUGAAGAAAGGCGCGUCAAACUCAACGACACUGGCGACCUCUUCAAGUUCUUCUGCCUCGUGCGCACGCUCAUGUUGUGGAUGGACGAUGUCGUUCGUCAGAUGAACACUACCGAGAAGGCCAGGGACGUGAGCGGCGUGGAGUUGCUGAUGAACAACCACCAGUCGUUGAAGGCUGAAAUUGACGCCCGCGAGGACAACUUCUCGGCGUGUGUACUGCUGGGCAAAGAACUGCUCUCUCGCAACCAUUAUGCAUCGCCCGCCAUCAAAGAGAAGCUAAUGUCCCUCAGCAACGGCCGCAACAAUAUGCUGCAGCGCUGGGAGCAGCGAUGGGAGCAUCUGCAACUCAUUCUGGAGGUGUACCAGUUUGCGCGAGAUGCUUCAGUUGCCGAGCAAUGGCUCCUUGCUCAGGAACCUUAUCUCAACUCUGCCGACUUGGGGGCUUCCAUAGACCAAGUGGAAAACCUGAUCAAGCGGCACGAAGCUUUUGACAAGGCCUGCUGCUCACAGGAGGAGCGUUUUGCUGCCCUCGAACGCCUCACUACCUUCGAGCUCAAGGAACUGAAGAGGCGGCAAGAGGAGGCUGAGGCCGAGCGCCUAAGACGAGAGGAAGAGGCGCGGCAGGCGGAGGCGCAACUGCAGCAGCAGCAGCAACAGAUGCGCCAGAGUCCUAUGGACACCACCGAUCGAGGGGAAGGUGGCGACGACUCAUUCGCGAGUGGAGACAAACAUUCGGAUACUCAAGAAGAGCAUGGUUCUGCACCACCAUCUUCUGCGCCGUCCACCACCACCACGCCUACCAAACCUCCUGGUGGUGGUGGUGGUAAAAAUGAUGUAUCGUCAUCACCUUCAGCGUCACCUGCACCACGUCUCGUCGCAUCACCUGGUAAGAGCAGUACCACCCCAAGGGGUGCUAAGGUCCAACGCUCGCGCUCCAAGUCCCCCUUCCGCUCCUUCCGCUGGAAGAAAGGAGCUAAGGCCACGACCUCACCCAGUGUUGCGUCCCUCCACAGCAACGCGUCCGAGGAUGACGACAGGCUUACAGAGCGGAUGAGUCCGGGCGAAGAAGAUAUCCUGGAAGGUUCGCUGGUCCGCAAGCACGAGUGGGAAGCUACCACCAAGAAGGCGUCUAACAGGUCAUGGGAUAAGGUGUUCGUUGUGGUGCGAGGCUCGACGCUGUCGUUCUACAAGGACAGCAAGACCUACAAGGCAACCCCCGACCAAUACUUCAGAGGCGAGGCGCCCAUUGACCUCCUCAACGCCCAGGCGUCCGUGGCUGAUGACUACACCAAGAAGAAGAACGUCUUCCGCCUCAAGCUGGCGAACGGAGGCGAGUAUUUGUUCCAAGCUCGCGACGAGGAAGAACUGCACGGCUGGGCGGACGGCAUGCAGGCCGCUGCUGCUGGUGGUGAUGGCGGCGCUGCUGGCCGGUCAUCCCAGACUCUGCCCGCCGGUGCUGAGAAGAAAGACGAGCCUAAGAAGCGAGGCUUCUUUACUCUCAAGAAGAAAUAAGAAGGAAUGCCGGUGCUACUGUCCAGAGCUGUGAAGCCGUAACGAGACGACUCUGUGUAAUCGCAUAAGAGUCGCAACCUUCGCUCCUCGCUGCUUUGGAUGUAAAGAUCUACUGCCCCUUGAGCUGACAGAAAUAUAAGCUCGUUAGAACUGCUAUUACACUACCGUAUGUAUCAUUCUCUUAUGUCGGCCUUGUGAGCAUUCUCAUAGAUAUCAUUCUUCAAUGUUUCCAUUAUAAUGGAAGUCGUUCAUUUUCAACUAACUUCGGUAAAUAUCAAAGCCAGUGAACUAUAUGGCUCAUAUAUAUUAUUGUUACCAGGAGCCAAAAGGUCGUUAGUUUCUCUCCGGGUCUAGAGCAGUUCACUGCGCCCAGCAGUAAAUAGCGUUUUCGACGGGCUGAAGGAAGCAGGCAUUGUGAAUGUAUUGAAAGGAAUACUGUAUUCUUUUGUAUUCAUUGCGAUUUACGCAGUCACCUUUUAUCCUCCCUUUCUCUGUCCGGUUGUAUUCUUCCCUGUCGAUUAUUUUAGUGGUGUUUUAGAUCACUAUUUUCUAGUUUGUUUUUUACUGGGAUAGUAUUGGCUGUAUGAAUGUUGAGUGUUUUUUUUGUUUUUAGUGUCCGAACGAUUCACCGUUUUAUGCCUUCAGAUUUUCCUGAAAUUCAAAUUGGGAAUAAAUUUCUUAUCAAUGACGCAAAUCGGUAAUAUUUUAACUCGAAAUUUCGUGGUAUUACGAAUUGUCUUUGAUUAUGAGUUUGAUUUUAUCGUCCAUAGGAGGUCGCCACGCUAUGUAUCUAUGCAACCGAAGUGUGGUAUGAACUAAACAAGGAAACCAUCUUCUGCCACUGCUGAAAUUUGCUACAUUUAAAAGAUGUUUGCAUUUAUUACCUGCUUCUGAAUCCGUUAUUUUAUUUUUUGGAAGCUCAACCAGAAUAUUAAAUUUUUUUAUGUCUUUCACAUCUCACAGAUGCGUUACGUCAAUUUCCAGUAUAUAUAUUGACGCAUGAAACAUAGAUUUUAUCUAAUGAUUUUGAUUGCAUGCUAAGCGGUUCAGUUGAUGAUUCAUUUUAUAUCCCUGCCUUAAUAACCUGAGCAAAAUGUUAGUUAUAAACCUACUAGGAACGAUGUUGUUUUUGGUGUGAGUGCCCAGCCUCAUUUGCAAUGGUAUUCGUGCAUAGUAUAAACUUGUCUAAAAUUUGUAAUGCAUUUCUGAGUGGAAAUUACUUUAAAAUGAGCGGUAUUUUUUGUUAUGGUCGAGAAUUGAAAUUUAUUCCUAACUUUGUAUACUUUGUAUUGUUAAGAUUCUUGUUCCGUUUUUUGCAAUAGUUUUUUGCUUUUGUCAUAUUUUAAAUUUUUUUGAAAUUUGUAUAUUAUUCAUUGAAUUAUAGCAGUAUUUCAUCGAAAUAAUUCCUUUUGGUGUAUAUAAGCUGAUUGCCUGCCGCUGAUCCAUUUAGCUCCUUUGAAUUUAUCGACCUAUUUUCAAAUUAUUGUAAUUGCUGCAAUGCGAUCUGUAAUUAAUUUAAGGGUUAUUCGGUUCCAAUUCUUAUCACAUUAAUAUUCUUGUAUGGCAUCCAGUUUCAUGUUUUGAUAAAGAGCAAAAAAUGCAUUUUAUUCUGUGCUGCAAUUAUAGGUCGCCUAAUUCAUAAUCAAAUGACGGUGGUCGAGGGAGUUUGACUUAUGGUUCUACUACCAUCACUGCCACACACAAGCUCCACUCCUUUCUCGCCGUCAUCAUUAUUAAGACAUUUAUUGAAAUCGCGUGUGGAAACUAAAGAAAACGAGAUGUAGGGUCUGUGCAAUGAUAUUGAGGAAGCAAGACCUAGUCUCUCUUAAAGGAACCGAAAAAAUAAAUCUUAAGCUUCUCCUAAAAAGUAAUAAUACCAUCUCAGUGACAUUAGCUUUGGAGCAAUUAAAAUGUGACCGUAUGGAACUAAUUCAGAUUGUUUCCGAGCAAGUAAAUAAUUAUUAAUGAUCCUUACUUGCGCCUACUUAGUCAUUGAUUGCUCCUAGGUGUGAUGUGGGCGCCACUAGAUUUCGUACCAGAAUUAUUAGGAUGGUGUAUCGUUUUAGACGUCAUCGGGAUGCUUUUGUCUGCGCCAAGUUUUGAGUUUAGGGAGCUGUUCGAACAACAAUCGGUCCAUGUCUUGAUGUUACUUGUGUGCUGGAGAACUGCUAGAAUAUUAGCCCAAUAGAUAGAAAGCCUGACCAUUCAUAACCUAGAUUGGAUUUCUGUACAGUUCAGAGGUUUUUCCCGAGUUUAUGGUAAUCGCUUUAGCUUUAAUCUUUCCUAAGUAAUGUCCAUGGCUUCUGGUUAGGCGUUAAUGAUAUCAGUCUAUUAAUAUCUUUGAAGGGUGCACUCUAUUAUUAUUAUUUACUUUAUUUUAUAAUUAAAGAAUUCUCGCAUCGUAGGGUAUUGACCUUGAAUCGAUUUUAUGUGACAUCAUACAUGUUUAUAACAAGCAACCGCAGUGACGACGCUUCGACUAAGACGUCUCUCCAGCCCCGUCGUGUAUACCGUUAACGGUAGGAAUGUGUUUAUAGUUUCUUUAUCCAUAGUGGAAAACAAGAGACUUUUUAGUUGCCCUACAUUUUUGAGUCCUAUUUUUAUAAUUUGACCACUAAAGCAUAAUUGAAACCGGCGUUAACAUACAUUAAAUGCAAUUAUAAAGCAGAACGGAAAGUAAAAAUGAACUGGCAGUUGAAGUGUCUCUUGGUGCCACCUGCAAGUUGAUAUUCCCACUAACACCUCUGGCAAAUCAUUCUUGAAUUCCAUUAAAUUUAGUCUCAUUGAAAUAACUUUACAUCUUUUUGUCUUUGCUGAUUGUAUUAACAAUGAAUCAUUAGUUUGAUGUUAAUGAGUAGGAGUUUGACAUUGCUUUUUAUAUCUGAACUUUUCAAAGGCCGAAAAUUUUUCAUCGGUUCCCUGAUAGCGUGUUCAUGAUGCGCAACGGGCAGUAAUAAUUUUUUAUUGAGUUUCGCGAACAUCAAUGUAACCUUAAUAAUAUUUUCAGAGUUCUAUUUCUAUUUUAAUGUGUGUUACUAAAAUUCUCCUGAACUUUUAAGGCUAAAGGUAUGACUUUCAAGACUACAUGAAAAACACAUUCACAAUUUCGAACCUAUUUCCUAGAUGCGAGUUUUCCAAAUAUUCUAUUUCCACCCGCACCAUAAUUAUUUAUCAAAUUUAUUUCGUUCGCCUCUGACCGCAAGUGUCGUGCUUCUGAAAACGCUUUUUUUUUAGAUUUAGCUGGGGCGAUUGUUCUCGUUCUGUGCAUUUGUUUUCACAUCUAUUGUUCUGUUUAGACCUCGGGGUUUUAAAGAGGCAAACUAACACUUUCUAAAAAUGUUUUCAAAAAUUAUGAUGAAGAACACGUCACCAAUUGGUUGAUUACAUUUUUGAAUCGUUAAUAAGUACAGGAUAAAAGUCAAUCGCGUUCUUGUUUAUGAUUUGGAAAUAGUAGAAUGAUAUAUCCUAGGUUAAGAUAUAUUUUAAAUGAAGAUAUUAUUUCAGGACGCGAAUGCACGGAACGAGAUAAAUUGCGUGUCUUAGUCCUAUUGUGAAUUGGAUAUUUUAGCUGCAUUACACUACUUUCGUCACUCUCGAAUAAAGCGGUGAUGCUGUCG